Salvelinus sp. IW2-2015 is the source of this 1089-nucleotide messenger RNA. Its product is annotated as zinc finger protein 214-like. The record is from RefSeq and is a predicted model, not a curated record. Gene Ontology annotation, molecular function: RNA polymerase II cis-regulatory region sequence-specific DNA binding; DNA-binding transcription factor activity, RNA polymerase II-specific. Gene Ontology annotation, biological process: regulation of transcription by RNA polymerase II. NCBI's taxonomy places the organism in Eukaryota, Metazoa, Chordata, Actinopteri, Salmoniformes, Salmonidae.
UUGACAUGUAUAUCACACCAACUGACUGGUUCUUCUGAUGUUCACACAGGAUACCAUGUUGAGACAUUCUCUACAUCCAGAGAGCAACAGCAGGAAGAUCAGAGAGCUAAGAAGUCUCAUCACUGCCCACAUUGUGAAGAGAUUUUCCCAUUUCUAUCAAAGCUAAAAAUACACCUAAAAAUACACACAGGAGAGAAGCCGUACUCCUGCUCUGGCUGUGGAAAAUGCUUCAAAACAUCAAAUGAGCUAAAAGUUCAUAAGAGCACACACACAGGAGAGAAGCCUUAUUACUGCUCUGACUGUGGAAAACGUUUUAAAACAUCAACUCAGCUAAAAGUUCAUAAGAGAACACACACAGGAGAGAAGCUUUUCUUCUGCCCUGACUGUGGAACUAGUUUCUCUCAACUUUCCCACUUUAUGACACAUGAACGUAUACAUACUGGGGAGAAGCCAUACUCCUGCUCUGACUGUGGAAAAUGUUUUAUAACUUCAAAUGAGCUAAAAGUUCAUCAGAGAACACACACAGGAGAGAAACCUUUCUUCUGCCCCGACUGUGGAACUAGUUUCUCUCAACUUUCCAACUUAAAAAGGCAUGUACUUAUACAUACAGGAGCGAAGCCUUACUCCUGCUGUGACUGUGUAAAAUAUUUCAAAACGUCAACUGAGCUAAAAGUUCAUCAGAGAACACACACAGGAGAGAAGCCAUACUCCUGCUCUGACUGUGGAAUUUUUUUUGUAACAUCAAAUGAGCUAAAGGUUCAUCAGAGAACACACACAGGAGAGAAGCCUUAUACCUGCCCUGACUGUGGAACUAGUUUCUCUAAACUUGACCACUUAAAAUCACAUGAACAUAUACAUACAGGGGAGAAGCCAAACUCCUGCUCUGACUGCGGAAAAUGUUUUAAAACAUCAAAUGAGCUAAAAGUUCAUCAGAGAACACACACAGGAGAGAAGCCUUAUUCCUGUUCAUACUGUGGAAAAUGCUUCAAAACAUCAAAUGAGCUAAAAGUUCAUCAGAGAACACACACAGGAGAGAAGCCUUACGUUGCUCUGAUGUGGAACGAGUUUCUCUCAACUUUCCCACUUUAA